Molecule: messenger RNA, 1908 nt
Organism: Dioszegia hungarica
Lineage: Eukaryota; Fungi; Basidiomycota; Tremellomycetes; Tremellales; Bulleribasidiaceae
Exons: 9
Biological process (GO): mRNA processing
Cellular component (GO): nucleus
Molecular function (GO): RNA binding
Source: RefSeq, a predicted model, not a curated record
CCCCGUAGUAAACGUGAGAAGCGUACUCGUGAACCCGACGAAGAUGAUCGUGACAGGUCGGAGCGUCGCAGGCGGCACCACGAUGACGAGUCUAACGGAGACAGGGACAGGGAGCGCCGGCACCGGCGACACCGAGAUCGGAGCGGGGACAGGGAGGACGACUCGGACAGGGAGAGGAGGCACAGGCGGCAUAGGGAGAGGGAGGAUGAGACGGAUGAAGAGCGAGAAGAGAGACGUCGACGCAGAAAGGAACGAGAGAGGGGACAUGAUGAGCGCAGGUCAACACGUAACGCGUCCAAGGAACUCAUGCCGGAUGCGGACGAUACCAAGUCGACACGGUCGAGCGAGCGUCCCCGGGAUCGCGAGAGGAGCGACAGGCGGGACCGCAGCCGCGAGAGCCACCGGUCUCACCGGAGUCGAAGUACUCGCGAGGCGGAGCGGGAAGGGCGGCGCGAGAUGACGCGCGAAGAGAGGGAGGCGGAGCGCGAGAAGCGGGAUAGGGAGAUGAGGGAUGAGCGUAGGGAACAGGCUCGGAUCAGGGACGAGAGAUUUGCUGAAGUGGACAGGCAACGCGGCGGUGAUCGCAGAGGCUACGACCGACCCCCUCGCCCACGGUCCCCUUACUCUCCCCGCCCCCGACGCGGCUCGCCCGUCUACAGCAACGGCGGCCCGCCCUCUGGCAGAAACGACGCUCCUCCGCCACCUCCGCGUGAGCCCCCACCACCCCUUGACCCCGCUACCCAGGUCUGGAACUCGAUCGACUCGGAGAACAGGUCUAUCUUCAUCAGCCAGAUCGCCGCUAGGAUGACGAGCAGUGAUCUUGGCUUGUUCUUUGAAGAUUCGCUCGGACCCAACUCGGUCAAGGAUGCUCGGGUCGUGACUGAUCGGCAGUCUCAGCGGUCCAAGGGUAUUGGAUAUGUUGAAUUGACUGAUUCAGCCUUUGUCAACAAAGCUCUAGGACUCUCCGGGACUAUCGUGAUGGGCAUUCCGAUCAUCGUCCAGCUUACCGAAGCAGAGCGUAAUCGCGAAGGCAAGACUAUCGAGCAACUCGUCGCAGCUGCUACCAAGGAGAUGGAGGCAGCUCGACCCCGAUACCAACGCGAAGGACGACGCGACCAAGGCAUCCAGUUCCCGCACCUUUCGACCGGCCUCCGCUUGCCGCCCGGAUUUGACCCAGACCAGAAUCCCGACGCGUCGAUCCCUUACCACAGGUUGUUCCUCAUCAACGUGGCUUACAGUCUCUCGCAGGAUGAUAUCCGAGCAGUUUUUGAGCCGUUUGGAGAGAUUGACUUUAUCGACCAGCACUUGGAUCAUCACGGGCAUCCGAAAGGGACAGCUUAUAUCCAAUUCAGGGAACUCCGAGCUGCUCAGAUGGCUUUGGAUGCUAUGAACGGGUUUGAGUUGGCUGGGCGGACUAUCAAAGCGAUGGCUAUCAACGAAAAGUCUGGUAUCGAGGAUGACAUGGACGCAACAGGUCGCGGGCCGAGAGGUUACGGUGGACCCAAGCUUGACGCGAGGGGGAGAAUGUCGCUCAUGCAGAAAUUGGCAAGGACGGAGGAUGCUGGACCGGCUGCGAGUGCUUCGCCUAGGGCUGCACCGAGGCCGGUCCAGCGCGCUGAUCCGACACCGUUCGUCGUCGUCUCCAACAUGUUCAACCCGGAAGAGGAAACCGAACGUAACUGGGAUCUUGACCUCGCAGAAGACGUGAAAUCCGAAGUCGAAUCGAAGUACGGUAAACUCCGUCAAAUCAAGGUCGACAAGAUGUCGGCCGGAGAGGUGUAUAUGGAGUUUGGAGAAGGGGCGAGAUUUGCGGAUAUGGCGGUUCAGGGGUUGAAUGGGCGAUAUUUCGGGGGAAGGACGUUGAGGGCCGAGUUUAUUAGUGAGGCGUUGUUUAAGGCGCAUAUGUAG